AUGGCAGAUGAUAGGCCCAAAGCCCAAAUUACGAGCUCGAAUACGCCCACGAACGAUCCCGCGAAAACAGGCUAUGACCCGACAGCCAAAUGGAGCAAUUACUGGAACAUACUCACUGGGCGCAUGACCACAGAAGGGCAGCAUGAGUUCCGUGAGGCAGCAUACAUACGUAACGAGGCUGCGGACUGCAAGAAAUGCGACGAGUGGAGGGAUUGGUGUUUCCAGUACUCGCCUACGGUCAUCUUCAUGAAGAAGAACAUUGAGGCUUUGAAUGGUGAUCUACAUGCGGGAAAUGUUAUCUGUAGGAGGUGUCCGACGCGAAAGGAUGAGAAUGGAAACUGGGUUAGGCAAGGAGGAGGUUUCAGUCCAGACCAUGGGAUUCUGAUCUGUGCGAAUGAGAUGAGGGAUAAGAAGCAUUUGGAGGAUACGUUGGCGCACGAGAUGGUGCAUGCUUGGGAUCAUUUGAGGUGGAAGGUUGAUUGGGCAGAUUUGAGGCAUGCGGCUUGUACAGAGAUUCGGGCUUCAAGUUUGAGUGGAGAGUGUAGGUGGAUGAGAGAAUUCUGGACGAGGAACAACUGGACUUUAACACAACAACAUCAGAACUGUGUAAGAUCAAGAGCAGUAAGAUCCGUGAUGAACAGGCCAUCUUGCAAAGACGAUGUACAGGCAGUGAAGGUGGUCAAUGAAGUAUGGGAUUCUUGUUUCGCGGAUACCCGCCCAUUUGACGGCAUUUACAGAUAG
Cadophora gregata is the source of this 741-nucleotide messenger RNA. It is a transcript of the gene ATP23, whose product is annotated as Mitochondrial inner membrane protease atp23. Gene Ontology annotation, molecular function: metalloendopeptidase activity. Lineage: Eukaryota; Fungi; Ascomycota; Leotiomycetes; Helotiales; Ploettnerulaceae. The transcript is spliced from 2 exons. Gene Ontology annotation, cellular component: extrinsic component of mitochondrial inner membrane. Gene Ontology annotation, biological process: mitochondrial proton-transporting ATP synthase complex assembly; mitochondrial protein processing. The record is from RefSeq and is a predicted model, not a curated record. Bases 1 to 741 code for a protein of 246 amino acids.